AUGGCUAGUGUGGACUCAAAAGAUAUGCUGAAGAAUGUGGACUGGAAGACUGUGGGCGGUGCAGUGACUACUGAAUCUAGCCAACCAGUUGUCAAGAAGCGCCUUCCAAAGAAGAUCAGACAAGUCCCUGAGUAUUAUUUUCUGCCUCAGCGAUCUUUGCCUUCCGCACUGGCAAUCUAUGGUGUCGUGUGUGCUGCUGGAGUUGGUGCAGGAAUGCUGAUUGAGGUGUGGAUAAACAAAAAGAUCAAAGAGGAUAGUGCUAUUAUCUGGGAGAUGGAUAAAUGA
Miscanthus lutarioriparius is the source of this 285-nucleotide messenger RNA. NCBI's taxonomy places the organism in Eukaryota, Viridiplantae, Streptophyta, Magnoliopsida, Poales, Poaceae. The record is from the annotation of a GenBank genome assembly.